AUGGCUUUGACCUGCUCUGAUAUCUGCAAGUUUCUUUUCGCUAUUAUUUUCCCUCCUUUGGGUGUAUUGCUUGAACGUGGUUGUACUACUGAUCUUUUAAUUAAUAUUGCUCUUACUAUUCUUGGUUUUAUUCCAGGUGUGAUUCAUGCUUUCUAUAUUAUAUUGAAAUAUUAA
Halteromyces radiatus is the source of this 174-nucleotide messenger RNA. RefSeq names its product plasma membrane proteolipid 3. Lineage: Eukaryota; Fungi; Mucoromycota; Mucoromycetes; Mucorales; Cunninghamellaceae. The transcript is spliced from 3 exons. Gene Ontology annotation, cellular component: membrane. The record is from RefSeq and is a predicted model, not a curated record. Bases 1 to 174 code for a protein of 57 amino acids.